UCUGUCAAAUAAUUGAGUCUUUCAACACACCAACACACCACACUGUUGAAGAACAAGACCAGCACCUUCUUCUUCCUUGAAUCUUGGAAUUCCAAACAUUUUGUUGUCUUCAAGGGAUUUUUUUCACUGAAAAACCCCAUAGCUGAGCUGAGCUGAGCUAAACUCUCCUUGUCUUGAAGAUGCCAAGACCAGGCCCGAGGCCUUAUGAGUGUGUGCGAAGAGCUUGGCACAGUGACAGGCACCAACCCAUCAGAGGCUCUCUCAUUCAAGAGAUUUUCAGGGUUAUGCAUCAGAUUCAUAGCUCCUCCACUAAAAAAAACAAAGAAUGGCAAGAAAUUCUUCCUGUUGUUGUUCUCAAAGCUGAAGAAAUCUUAUACUCCAAAGCCAUUUCUGAGGCUGAAUACAUUGAGUUUAAUACCCUUCGGGACCGCUUAGUGGAUGCUGUUAAUACCAUAUUACGCCUUGAUGAUACCACAGAAUCUGGAGAGUUUCUUCAGCCUUGCAUUGAAGCUGCUCUUAAUUUAGGCUGCACUCCUAGAAAAGCUUCUAGAAGCCAAAGACAUAAGAACUCCACAAACUAUCUCAGUUCUAGGCAUCAUGAGUUGUCUCCUCCUCCCAUUGUAAUGAAGAAUUCAAGCUGUGCUCCUUAUUUUUGGAGUUUGGUUAAACCUAUGGCCAAUGCUCUGCCAUCAAGCAGGUUCUCGGUCUAUCCGUUGUGUUAUAACGAUGAUGUUCGCUGGAAACGACAGCGUUCUAGCUUCGAAAUUGCUCGUGAACCGAUUUCUAUGUGUGUGGACUCUAGAAAUGGAGGUGUUAUGGAGAAAACUAGUGGCUUUGAUACAAUGGCUGCAGCAAUUGGGAACCAAUGUGAGGAUGAUUGUGAUCUAGCGCUGCGGUUAGGCCGCCCCUUCUUAGCUUUGAGCUCGAGAUAUCCCGAGCUUAAAGUUGGUUCGAGGAGUUCACUAGAGGAAACCAAAUCUGAUGAUUGUUCCCCAAUGGUGGUCAAUGAAUAUAGCACAUCAUGGGGGCAAAGACUCGAUAGCGAAUGCGUCGAUGCAGAGACAACGAGAAAACGAAAGGCAAAUUUUAGUCAUUCUUUGAAGGGAAGUCACCAAUGUUGAUUCCCUAAGCUUCGUUCCAACCGGUUCAUUGGCUGAAUCUUUUUCGAGCCGAACUGCGGUCGAAAGAAAGCUAACCCGGGGGUCGUUUAGGAUUGAUGGUUAGGUUGGUUGGAGCCAUGGAGGUUAGUGUGUGUGGAAAUGGGGGACAGAGAAGCAUUGACCCAAUGAGCUUAGCUAUCAUGUUUUUGGAGCAAUGUGGUUUAUCUGUGUUGUUUUUUGGAAAGGGCUGAAUGGAUCAUUGAAUGUUUGGUGACAUUA
This is a messenger RNA of Cucurbita moschata (crookneck pumpkin), 1379 nucleotides long. RefSeq lists its product as uncharacterized. Gene Ontology annotation, biological process: regulation of DNA-templated transcription. The record is from RefSeq and is a predicted model, not a curated record. Gene Ontology annotation, molecular function: transcription coregulator activity. Lineage: Eukaryota; Viridiplantae; Streptophyta; Magnoliopsida; Cucurbitales; Cucurbitaceae. The transcript has 4 exons. Bases 180 to 1121 code for a protein of 313 amino acids.